AUAUAUUUUGUACGAUGUCCAGCUGGUCCUAAGGGCUCACAAGUGUUAAAAGCCGAUGCUAAAAGAAUUCAAUUCACUCUUAAGUGACUCAGCGAUCCUAAUACUACAACUACCAGUCAUAAGAGAUUGUUAUUAUUGAUAUCUAAGUUAAAUUAAAAAAAAAAUUAUACUAUUAACUGAGAUAUACUUACACCCAACCCUUACCUGUAGAUGCGCCAGAGUUACUUCGAGUUGCAAAACUUGUCCUUUUUUAUAUCAAUAUAACUAGUGUUAUUCGAUUUUUUUAUUAAUAAAUAAAUUCCUUUAUGUCCUAAAUCUAUUAUUAUUUAUUCGUACUCACGGACAAAAUGAUUUUAAUUUCAUUUACACCCUUUGUACGAUCUUUAACUAUUUUAUUAAUGCACAUAAAUAUCUACUUAUGCCCAGUGCUUUCAGUGUGCAGUCAAACUCCUCCAAUGUCUUACCAUCACGAUUCAGUGUACAUUCAUCCACAACCAACCAAUUCUAUAAUGAAAGAUAUAGUGCACUCUGAUAAAGAACAAAUAUUGCAUGAUAAAACUACAAUUGAAUCAGAUGAAGUUUAUUAUUUUACACCAAUAAAUCCACAAAAUAAUAAAAGUGCAAUUAUUGGACAACGGUUAGAUUUAACAUUAUUUGAACAUUUUUUGAACUCAAUUCGGGAAAAACACCAAGGUGAAUUAGAUUUUUACAAAAUUUCUCCAUUAAAUAAUUUAGUGUUACCAUUAAGAGCAACAUUUUCAGUUGCUAUCUCAAUAUUUAAUCCAUAUCCUGAUGUAUUACAGGUUAUUAAAGUAUUUGGUGGUGGCCCAUCUUUUCACUUAAGUUUGCCAUCUGGCAAAAUGGAAGAUCAAAGAAGUGUUUGGGACAUUUUGCCUUAUCAAUCUAAAUCGGUAAUUAGAUUUACAUUUUCAGAACGAUCAAAUAAAAAUCACACAUCUAAUAUAGGACUUUAUUUAAGUAAUCAUGAGUACAUAAAUGUUCCAAUAAAAAUAUUAAUGGGCUCGAAACCUGGCCUUUAUAGUUCCGAACAUAUUAUUGACUUUGGUAUUGCUAGUAGAAAUGGUUUGGUCACAUCAAAAGUUCUAAAUUUGUGUAAUUCUGCAAAAUCUAGUAUUAUUGUACAGCAUAUAACAUCUGAUAAUCAUUUUGUUACUGUAAAUUUUCCACGUGAACUAGAAGUAUCUCCACAGUCUUGCACAACGAGCGAAGUUGCACAUAUUAGUUAUCACUGGGAUUAUGUUGGAUAUUCUUAUGGAGAAACUCAUUGUGGAUCACUUACUGUUAAGAGCAAUAAAGGAAGUGAAUUAUUUAUACCAUAUUGUGGACGAACACUAGAAGGUGACUUAGUUUAUGAAAAAGAAUCUCUGCAUUUUGUUAUGUCCAAAGCUAUACAUUCAACUAGUAUAAUCAAAACAUUUUCUUUAUUAAAUAAUUUUUCGUCUACUCCAGUAGCUAUUUCACAAAUAGUAAUGCCAAAAAAUACUUCACAAUAUUUUAAAAUAAGGGAUUUUAGUUCUGUUAUUUUAAAACCUGGUCAAAAUAAAACGUUAUUUCGUGUGGCUUAUGUAAAUCCAAAUGAUUCUAAAAUGGAUAUUAUUUCUUAUUUAGAAUUUAAGACUAAUGCAUCAGAUUUUAAAAUACCUGUUAUGGUCUAUGACGGUCAACUUUCUCAAAUAUUACCAGCUACAAAUAUUAUUACAUUACCUCCAAUACGUAUUAGUUCACCCCGCCAUACGUAUAUAGUAGUAGCUAAUGAAAAUCCUGUAGCCAUUAUGAUGAAAGAUUGGGGUACAACAUACACUCCACAUGUUACAUUAACAUUGGUAGAAAUAGGAAAGUUCAAUAUAUCUAUGCGUCGUAAUAGUGCAGACAGUUGGUCUAGACCAAUGAUACGAGAGGAUCAAAUACUAGCUCCUGUUUCAUUGCCUGUAAAACAUUAUGCAAUAUUUCAGUUGUUGGUUUCAACACCUAAUCCAGAUCAAAAUUUAACUGUUAAAAUUUGGAUUCAAACUCAACACCAACAUUACAGUAUUCCCCUUAGGGUAUCUGUGUUUGAUAAGAACUUACAAGUAUUGGCAGAGCCUUUAAUAUUUGAAAAUUGUCAUCCAGGUGCUGUUUGCACAGCAGAAGUAAAUGUAAUGUCAUGGUUAGAUAGAACAUUAGCCUUAACAUCAGUGACAAGUGAAUUUGUUAGUGAAAAUAUCAGAUUUAUACCAACAAGACCUUCACUCAUUCAACCUCAAAUGAUAUCUUUAGUUGGUCAUAUUGAAUGGAUUCCUGUUCAUCAUAAAAAUUCUUCAAAUUGGGUUGGAUUAUUUAAUAAAGCUGAGAGAGUUAUGUGGUUGUCAAGUUUUCAUUUAAUUAACUCAUCUGAGACAAGUUACAUGGAUUUUUCAUGGUUUUAUCAAAGAAUGGGAAGAUAUUAUGCUGAAGAAGAUAAUCGUACCCUUAAACAUCAAUUUACUUUAGAAACUGGAGCUGAAACUUGUCAGUUCAGUGUUCAUCUUCAUUUAAAAUGGCCAAAAUUUAUACAAGAACCAGGAGAAAAUAGACAACAAACCACUUUUGAGUUGCCAACAAUAGAAGUAAAAGGUAGACCACACUAUCAAAGGAUUUUAAUUAAAAAUACUUUUCACACUCAAAAUAUAACUAUGCAUUUGGCUAUGUAUCCACAUCCUUACUGGUGCAAUAUUACAGAAUUUAUUGACUUGUUUGAACACGAAGUUAACUCCUUAUUAAUAUCACGGGAUGAUUGGGAAUUGGUAUUAAAUAAUACAAGCUCUCAUAGGAAGAAAGUUGUAAAUUUUAAAAAUUCUAUUUAUGUCCCACAUAAAAAAACCAUGAUAUUUGUUAUACCACCUCAAAAAGAGAUUGAAGUGUUGGUAAGAUUUCAACCAAAAAAACCCGGUAUCAGUACAUCCAUUUUAUUUUUAAGAAAUGAUGUAACAAUUCUCGAGAGUAUAUUAUUCAAGGGCAUGGGUGCUUAUCCUGUACUAUCAUUUGGAUCAAAAAAAAAAUUGCCUCCUCUAAUUUUCGAUUUAGAAUCUAGUCCCAUGAUUGAUUUAAUGUGUAGUAAAAAUAAAACUUUUUUACCGUCAGAAACAAGAAUAUUUUUAAUAAAAAAUCCUGGUAAACAUGCAGUUAAAGUUACUUCAAUGACAAUAAAUAGUGUUCUUUGUAGUGGUUAUGGUUUCAGAAUUUUAGACUGCAGAAAGUUUAUUAUUUUACCUAAUCAAACUAGAGAAAUAUCUGUUGAGUUUACUGCUGAUUUCACAUUGAGAUCUGUAAUGAGGCAGUUGGAAAUAAAUACUGAGGAAAAAAUUGGUUCAGAAACUACUAGUCGUAUUUUUAUUUAUCAACUAUGGGGAAUUGUACCAUCAGAGUGGGAUCUAUGCAAAGACAAAUAUACAUGGCAAGAAUUUCGAAGAGGAGAUAAUUGGGCUAGACCAGAAUGGGAAUCGUCAAUUGGUCAAAUUAUGCUUGUUGCAGCUGGAAUACUUAUGAUUAUAGCUUGGCUAGUAUCAUUAGCUGCAGUCCAUACAAUUGACAAAGAUUUUUUAUCAAAAAAUUUAGGCAACCCAUGUGUUGGAAUAUAUGGAAAAAAAUCUUUUCAAAUAGUUUUAACACAAUCCACAAAUUUAAAAAAAACUGAGUACAAACAUUCUAAGCACAAAGAAAGUAACGAUGACAAGAGACCAGAACUUAUACGAGAUCCCACCUCGCUAGGUAUUUCUCAAAGUGAAAAUAGUUAUGUAAAGCCUUCAGAUACAACACCAAUUUGGAGUUUUAUGUUGCGGAGUUCUGAACCAGAACAAGAACAAAAAAUAGAAAAAGAUCGAAGUAGAUCACAUUUAUUAGACAAUCAGCAUAAAGAAAAAACAAAAAAAAGAUAUGUAAAUCAAGUAUUGAUAGAAAAUGAAAACUCUAACCAAAAAAUUUCAAACACUUCUUCUUGGCAAAUAACUAGAAAUAGAUCUCCAGCAUUAGAUACUCAGAAUAACAAGAACUCUAAAGUAGAGGAUUUUAAAUUUGAAAUAGAAAAUCGCAGAAGAGCUGAUAAGCUGUUAAAAAAACAAUUUGGCAUAAAACCUGUUGAUAGCUGGAGAAAACAUAAGAAAGCUAUGAAUGCAGCAAAGUACUUUGAAGAAAUUCCUAUAACAGAAAAAAUAAAUAUAACUCAAGACUCACUAAAACCUAUAUUGGAUCCUAAGAUUGAUUCAAAAGCACUAAAAUCUGUCAGCAAAAGUAAUAAAAAGACUUCUGCUAUUACUCUUCCCAUGACAAAACAGAUUAAUAAUCCAGAAUUACCAGCAACUUCAAGUCUUUCUACUUCUGAGAUAGUGAAAAAACCUAUAGCAUCUGUAGCACCAUAUCAAAUUGUUCUUCCAAAACAAACAAUUGUUCCAAGUAUAGUUAAUGACCGUACAUCUGAAAAGUGUAUUUUAACAAAGCAAAAACCAUUAACUCUUACUAACAAAAUUGAAAAAGACAACAACAUAACUAUUAGGCCAAUCAUUUCUAAAAAAUCAAUAAGUGAAGAUGAUGGGUUUCUUGCAGAGUAUAAAUAUAUGAAGAAAAAAAAUAAAUUGGAUAGAAAAUCAUCAUUACAAUCAACACCUAAUGGAAAACAUAAAAAUGUAACUGUUGAAAGUUCUUCCAAUACAUCUAAAACUAAAACCAAAGAAAUUUUACAGCAAAACGUUGAAAAAAAAGAAUUUGUAUCUACAAUUAACUCAAAAAUUGAAGCUCAACUUGUAACGGAAAAAAAAAUUACUGUUUUAAAAAGAAGAAAUGAUAAUAAUAAACAUCCAGAUAUCGUAUCAACUCUUAUAAAUAAACAUGGACCAGUUGGUUCUGGAAGAGAUAGAAAACAUGAAGAACUAAUGAUUAAAUGCAACACUAAUUCUGAUAUUAUCAAAAACUCAAAAGAUAAUUCAGGAUCAUUAUUUACUGUGUUUGACAAUGCUACAAAAUCCUUAAACUGUGAUAAUUCCAAUAAAAAAUUGACAUUUUCAUCAAAUGACACCAGUUACAAUUUAUGGACAUCGUUUGUUUGGGGACCUGUUUCUGUACAAAAUAAUAAAAAUCGAGGAUCAAAAAUAUAACAUUUAUUAUACAUGUAAGUGUACCUCAUGUAACCUUGUUUUAUAAAAAACAAGUUGUUUUGUUUUAAAUAAAAAAAUUAAUUAAUUUAGUGAGGACAUCAUAAUUUAUUAUCAAUAGUUUAUUAUCGAUUCAGGAUUAGUAUUGGAGACACUGCCAGUGUGACUACUUUUAAAACAUUAGUCUUAAAUAAUUCUUUUUUAAUCUACAAGUGUUAUAAAUUUGUUCAUAUAUCUAGGCAAUAAUGUAAAUGAAAUUAGAUUAUUUUUGUUUUAAUUAAUUUUAAAACUUCUAAAGUAUGUUUUAAAUACUGAUUUGUUUGUAUUUAUAAUUAUUUUUUACUUUGUUGAUUUUUUUUUAUUGUGUCUAAAAGUUUUAAAAAUAAAU
Molecule: messenger RNA, 5511 nt
Organism: Daktulosphaira vitifoliae (grape phylloxera)
Lineage: Eukaryota; Metazoa; Arthropoda; Insecta; Hemiptera; Phylloxeridae
Gene: Tmem131
Product: transmembrane protein 131
Exons: 24
Coding region: 348-5126 (1592 amino acids)
Cellular component (GO): membrane
Source: RefSeq, a predicted model, not a curated record